CGCACCUCUGCACGCUCUCCCUCGGCCUCCCAGCCCCGGGCAAGGAUGGGCAGCUCCCGGGGUCUUCAGACCCCUCUUCCGAGUCGGCCCCGCUCUCAGAUUUAGGCCUUCCCGGCUGUGCUCCGCUUCGUUUCUGCCUGGGACCCGCCACCACCAUGGUCGGUGAGACGGAAACUAUGAGGGACCCUGUGAGUAGCCAGUACAGCUCCUUUCUUUUCUGGAGGAUGCCCAUACCAGAACUGGAUCUUUCGGAGCUGGAAGGCCUGGGUCUGUCAGAUACACCCACCUACAAGAUCAAGGACAGCAGCGUUGGCAAAAUGAUCGGGCAAGCAACAGGAGCAGAGCAAGAGAAAAACCCAGAAGGCGAUACCCUCCUAGAGUACAGCACCUUCAACUUCUGGAGAGCUCCCAUUGCCAGCAUCCACUCCUUCGAACUGGACUUGCUCUAAGGCCAAGACUUCGGUCUCCCACCACCUUGCCCUUAUUAUCUUCUCUUUCAAGCCCCUUUCUUCUCAUUCCUUUCCCAAAUUAAUCUUGUUCUCUUCCUUCUAUUGUGUUGGUGGUGCUGAUGAAUCUGCCAGUUGUUUUAUUUAUUUAUAUAUUUAUUUAUUUAUUCGUUCAUUCAUUCGUCUAUCUAUCUAUCUACUCCAUUUCUCUCAAAAGCCCUCAAACCAAAGUAAAGGGUUAAAGCAAUGGAGUAUUGGAUAACAGAAACCCCACCCCCACCCCCUGGAUUAUUAACCCCAGAAAACAGGCUUUGUGGAGACAUCAGGGAGUAGUAGAGUAGUACAAAAUGGAAUAUGGUUUUGAUCCCAUUUUUAAUCGGCUUCAAAGAUUGCUCAAACCAUAUGUUAAGACCUUGGGUUUGAUCCCUAGCACCACAAAAAAGAAGAUUGCUCAAACCUUUGUAGUUUCCUGUAGUUACCAGUAAAUUUAAGUAUUUUUUCCAGGGUUAAUGAAAACCUUCUAAUUUUUAAGAUGAUUUGUCACAACAGAAUGAUUUCCAAAACGUUAAGGUGAUGAUCUUUUUUUAAUCCUAUUCCUUCUUAUAAUACAUUCUUUUCCCCAGAAAAAUUAGGGGUAAAGUUAUAAAAUGAGGAAAUGAUAUAUUAUGAAAAUAUGGAAAAGCACUCAAGACUUUUCAGAAAUAGUUGAAGCUCUUUCCUUCCAAAAAGCAUUCUUUGUUUUCUGCAGUACUGGGGAUCCAACCCACUGAACUACAUCCUAACCCAUUUUAUUUAUUUUUUUUUUUUUGAGACAGGGUCUAAGUUGCCCAUGCUGGUCUUGAAUUUGUUAUCCUUUUGUCAGCCUCCAUAGUCCAAAAGGACGUUCUUCAGCUUACAACUUUGCUUUUAAUUUUGGAUUGAUAAUUCUAGCUGAAAAAAAUCAGAUUUCAAAUCUUAAGAAACCUUGCUAUUAGGAUAAUUUGUAAGGUUCUGAUUCGGUCUUCUAAAGAAAACCAUAAGGUUUAGUCCCAUUCCUCAUUUGCAACGUAUGGUCUACUAAUCAGUGGGCCUCAGGCACAGUUUUAAAGCUACAUUAAGACCCCAAAUGAGCAAUUACAUUCUGCCCCUACACCUUGUUCCCACUCCUUCCAAAAAUAUUGCUGAUCUGUGCUGCCAUUUACUCACUUAUUUAAUAAAGACAUUCAAUCCCA
Molecule: messenger RNA, 1657 nt
Organism: Ictidomys tridecemlineatus (thirteen-lined ground squirrel)
Lineage: Eukaryota; Metazoa; Chordata; Mammalia; Rodentia; Sciuridae
Gene: Mllt11
Product: MLLT11 transcription factor 7 cofactor
Biological process (GO): positive regulation of DNA-templated transcription; apoptotic signaling pathway; positive regulation of release of cytochrome c from mitochondria
Cellular component (GO): nucleoplasm; cytosol
Source: RefSeq, a predicted model, not a curated record